AAAGGUAAAAUGUUACCUAAGUCCUUUAAUGAUGCAAAAAAAAUUAUUAAAGAUUUAGGACUCAAAUACAAAAAAUUACAUGCGUGUCCAAAUGAUUGUAUGAUCUAUUGGAGUGAGACAAAAGAUCGAACUGAUUGUAAGUUUUGCAAAACUCCAAGAUACAAACAAUUUGUAGGUGAAUCUGGUAGUUUGGAAACCUCAAAAAUUCCAGCAAAGGUGUUUAGAUACUUUCCAUUGAUACCGAGGCUUCAAAGAUUAUUUAUGUCAUCUAAAACAUUUACUGAUGUGAGAUGGCAUGCAGAAGGUCGCACUAAAGACGAGGUAAUGCGGCAUCCUGCUGAUAGUAUUGCUUGGAGAAAAUUUGAUGAAUCGCGUCAAGAUUUUUCUCAAGAUCCUCGAAAUGUUAGACCUGGAUUGGCUUCAGAUGGAUUUAAUCCAUUCAAGUCUAUGUCUAUCUCACAUAGCACAUGGCCAGUUGUCUUGGUUCCAUAUAACUUGCCACCAUGGUUGUGCAUGAAGCAACCAUACAUGAUAUUAUCAAUGAUUAUUGAUGACCCUCAUGGACCGGGCAAUGAUAUUGAUGUCUAUCUACGACCGUUAAUUGAUGAGUUAAAAGAAUUGUGGGUUGGUGUUGACACUUAUGAUGCAUCAAAGAAUCAUAUGUUCCAAAUGCGUGCUUCAUUACUUUAGACAGUCAGUGAUUUUCCAGCACUAGGUAACUUAUCAGGAUAUGGUGUGAAAACCAGAUAUGCUUGUCCAUGUUGUCUGACCAAGACUAAAUUUCUGAGAUUGAAAUAUGGGCGAAAAUAUUGUUUCAUGUCGCACAUGCGAUGGUUACCCCAUGGGCACAAGUUUCAAAAAGAUAAAGUUUUGUUUGAUGGUUUUAAGGAGUUAGAGGCAGCACCUAAAUGUUUGUCAGGUAUUGAAGUUCUUAAGCAAUUGAAAGGUAUUAAAAAUAAAUUCGGAAAAUGUCCAUCGACCAAAUCCCAGAAAAGAAAAUGUAAGAAUUCUGAUCAUGUUGAUGAUGCCAUGUUGCAAUAUUUAUGGAAGAAAAAGAGCAUAUUUUUUUAGUUAGACUACUGGAAAGAUAAUAUGAUUCGUCAUAAUCUUGACACAAUGCAUAUUAAAAAGAAUGUAUUUGACAAUAUAUUUUGGACAUUACUAAAUGUUGACCGGAAAGGAAAAGACAAUCUGAAUUCUCGUUUGGAUUUACAAGAGAUGGGGAUUCGAAAGGCGUUGCACCCUAAAAAAAGAGCUAAUGGCAAAUACUAUCUACCUCCGGCAUGUUUCACCUUGAGCAAUGCACAAAAAGAUAUGCUCUUACAAGUUUUAAGAGAUGUGAAAGUACCAAAUGGAUAUGCUUCAAAUAUAUCACGUUGUGUUGAUCUUAAUCAACGCACUGUGCAUGGAUUGAAGAGUCAUGACUGCCAUAUUUUAAUGUAACAACUCCUUCCUAUUGCUUUGCGAGGCCUCCUUCCCAUGAAUGUCCUUAAGCCAAUUAUCGAAUUAAGUAACUUUUUUAGGGGCAUUUGUUCAACAGUUAUGAAUAUAUGUGAAUUAGAAAAGCUCCAAGAUCGAGUUGCAAUAACUCUUUGUCAUCUGGAGAGAAUAUUUCCUCUAUAUUUUUUUGAUAUCAUGGAACAUCUAGUCAUCCAUUUAGCUGAAGAGGCAAAGAUUGGUGGACCUCCACAAUACCGUUCGAUGUGGGCAUUUGAAAGAAGCCAUCCAGAAGGUUCAAUUGAAGAGGGAUAUUGGAUAGAAGAGUGCAUGACAUUCUGCUCAAGAUAUUUACAUGAUGUGGAGACAAAGUUAAAUCGACCUUUAAGAAAUUAUGGUUUGUAUAAUGAGAUUCCAAAUCAAGAGGGUCGUCAGUCAACUAAAAUUGACGGGUUUAUGCUUGAUGACAUUACCCAUGCCCAAGCACAUAGAUAUGUUUUAUUUAAUUCUGCUACCAUAACUCCAUAUCGCGAGUUGAGAAGAUACAUAUGGCAGGUGAGCAAAUACCAGAAGAAAUUCAAAAUCUAGCUAUUGGCCCAUCAAAGCAAGCAAAAAGGAUGAGCGGAUACAUAAGUAAUGGAGUUAGAUACCUAACAAAGUCUCGUGAUGCAAAGCUAAAAACACAAAAUAGUGGAGUUAUGGUAAAGGCUGCCACUCAGAGCUAUGCAAGCGCAAGAGACAGAAAUCCCAUAUUAGCAGAAGUCACCUUUUAUGGAAUUCUCACGGACAUAAUUGAGUUGUAUUAUACCGCAAACCUCAAGUUUAUUCUAUUUAGAUGUGAAUGGGUGGACAAUAACAAUGGGCUUAUUGUGGAAGAUGAUUACGGAUUUACUCUUGUUAAUUUUUCUCAUCUACUCUAGAAAAGGCAGCACCCAUCAAAUGAACCUUUGAUCUUUGCUUCUCAAGCUCAACAUGUGUUUUAUGUCCAUCAUCCAAUGGCAAAAGAAUGGCAGAUUAUAGUUGAAAUUAAACCAAGAGGUUUUUAUAAUUUAGGUAAAAACAAACCAGCAAAUGAGCAUAUGGAAGAGCACAUGAAAUUGUGGCCAGAACAACAGCUGGAUGAUACUAUAUUUGAAAAUGAAGAGGAUAUUGAAUGGGUUAGAGAAGGUGUGCUGGGAAUAGAAAUUGACCCACUUACUUUGGAAAGUAAUGAGACAUAUGAUGAAGAAGACGACAUAUCUUAGUUACUUUUAUUAUUUGUCAUUAUUUUAGUAAAGAUUGUUAUUGAACAUAUAUAGAUCAUCGUGUUGGGGAUUUCUUACUAUGCGUUUUAGUUGUUUAAAUUUCAUAUGUGCAUGUGUCUUUUUGUUUGGCUUGUUAGUUUGAUAUUAUUUUAUACUUUUGGAUAGUAGAAAAUAUUUUUCAAUUUUGCAGGAACUAUAGUAUUUGAGCAACUUUAUUGUGAUGGCAAGAAAAAGAUAGAGAAAUUCCAGUCAAGAAAUGCUUCUGCCUGAUUUUUCGGAGCAACAAGAAGAACAAAUGGGAGGUGCGGCAAUGCCUCAACCACCUCAAAACUGGACACAAAAUGAAGGACAAGCUAUCUGAUCUGGAAAAUACUGAUGCUACUGAGGAUAUGAGACUUAUGUUGAUGAUAUCGGUUGGAUCUAAAUGGAAAGAAUGGAAGCAUGAAGCAAAAAUAAUCGGUUAUGAGCCAUAUAACAACGAUAUUGAACGCUUAGCUAAACGUCCAGAUAAGGUAGAAGAAGACCAGUGGCGUGCAUUAGUUCAUUAUUGGAGCUCUAAUGAAGCAAAGGAAAAAAGUGAGAGGAACAAAGAAAGUCGAAGGAAGUUGAGUAUGCCACACACAUCAGGAAGAAAAAGUCAUUCUCAAAUUAUAGAUAAUAUGACAAAGAAGAAUGGUGUAAAACCAAGUCGUAUUGAGGUGUUCAAAGAAACACAUACGAGAAAGAAUAAACAACCAGUAAAUGAGAUAGCUGAUGAAACUAUGAAAGAAAUGGAUGAACUUGCUAAGGUGUAUCCUGAGUUAAAUGUCCGUGGAAGUGCUCCCAAUGAUGUGUAUGCACAGGUUAUGGGACCAGGCACUCAUGGAAAUGUUCGAACUCUAGGAAAAAGAGCAGCUUCAAGUUUUGUUUAUGGCCCUGCAUAUAAACGAUCCCAGGCUGAGCAAAGAGAAUUUGAUAGAAGGGUUGAGAUAGAAGUUAAAAAAACAACCUCCGCCAUAAGAAUUGAGAUGGAAGAAAAAUUGUCUUAAGCAAAAGAAGAAAUAGAAGCGAAGGAGAAAAAGUUAUUUGAAGCAAAAGAAGAAAUAAAAGAGAUGGGGGGAAAAUAUUUGAAGCAACAAAGGAUAUGGAAGCAAAAAUAGACGAGAAAGUAAAGUUGGGUAUAGGUGCAUAUCUAGAGUCUUUGGGUAUUACUAUUGGCUCAAAUAGGAAAUUAUUUGGUAAUGAGCAGGUUUCUGAUAACUCAAUGGACGAUCACCAAUAAUCACUAUCACCUGUUUUCGUUGUUCACACAAAGAAGGUUAGCAUAAUCAAGAAGACUGGAGUUAGUGAAGUUAGUGAAGUUGGCACAAAGAAAAAGAAGUGGGUAAGUUUGAAAAAAAUACAAGAUUCUUGUUCUUCCUUUUCAAAGGGAGAAACCCUUCAUGUUAUAGUUUGCAAAACUUAUAUAACAUUCAUUAGUUUUCAACUCACUAUAUCAUUUACAGAAACUAAUAUUUCAAAAUUCAACCCUCCCCUCUCACAUC
This is a messenger RNA of Nicotiana tabacum (common tobacco), 4204 nucleotides long. NCBI's taxonomy places the organism in Eukaryota, Viridiplantae, Streptophyta, Magnoliopsida, Solanales, Solanaceae. The record is from RefSeq and is a predicted model, not a curated record.